Molecule: messenger RNA, 1278 nt
Organism: Paraglomus occultum
Lineage: Eukaryota; Fungi; Glomeromycota; Glomeromycetes; Paraglomerales; Paraglomeraceae
Source: the annotation of a GenBank genome assembly
AUGACAAAGCUUCUUUUAUUGAUUACGCUGUUCUUGGCAGCAACCGUGGCGAUGCCUUACUACGGGAAAGGAUACAAGCCUCUCGCACCUUUGGUCUCUUCUCCCGGUGCGGAAACUAUCCCUGACCAGUAUAUCGUGGUUUUCAAGAGUAGCGCUACUGCGGAGAGGAUUACUUGCCAUCACAACGACGUCAGAAGCAUGUUGGCCGAAGAGAACAGAAAAGUCAAACGCGGAUUCAUGUCUGAACUCAUAUCUGGCAUUAAACAUUAUUAUGACAUUGGAGACUUUCAAGGAUACUCGGGUAAAUUCUCGUAUGAUGUGCUGAACAAAAUCAGAGAGAGCGAUGAUGUUGCGUACGUUGAGAGAGACCAAAAAGUUUAUCCAACCGUCCUCCAGCGCAACGCUCCAUGGGGCCUAGCUCGUAUUUCUCAUCGUAAGCGCUUGGAAUCAGGCACAUUCACCCAAUACACGUACGACGACAGCGCAGGUGAAGGUGUCACUGCGUACGUGAUCGAUACUGGAGUUAACAUUAACCACGUCGAAUUCGGUGGCCGUGCUGAAUGGGGUACCACUAUUCCAAAUGAACCGGAUGAUGAUGAGGAAGGCCAUGGAACUCAUGUUGCCGGUACCAUUGCUGGUUCUACGUACGGUGUCGCGAAGAAAGCUAAGAUCGUCGCUGUCAAGGUUUUGGGUCCGAACGGUGGCACUACUAGCGAUGUGAUCAAAGGAAUAGAAUGGACUGUAAAUGCUCACAAGAGAGAAUCCUCCAAUAACGAUCCAUCAUUCAAGGGUUCAGUCGCUAACAUGAGUUUGGGAGGAAGUAACAGUGCAGCAUUAGAUGCUUCCGCUAAUGCAGCUGUCGAUGCUGGAGUCGUCCUGUCCGUAGCAGCAGGCAACGAUGCUGUCAGCGCUUGCACCUCAUCUCCAGCCUCGGCUGAAAAAGCAAUUACUGUCGCCGCUUCUACCAUUGAAGAUGCUCGUGCUUCAUUUUCGAAUUACGGUGAAUGUGUCGAUAUCUUUGCUCCCGGCAAAGAUAUCUUGUCAGCCUGGAUUGGUUCUGACACUGCCACCAACACAAUUUCUGGCACUUCUAUGGCGACGCCUCAUAUAACUGGUCUUUCAGCAUAUAUCCUCGGUCUGAGCUCAAGUCCUAUGACUCCACAGCAAGUUCUUGAAGUAAUGCUCACCACUGCCACACCGGAUGCUAUCAGCGACGUCGGACCAAAGAGUCCUAACCUUUUGGCAUUCAAUAACUAUAAUGCAAGCUUUCAUUUCUAA